Malus domestica (apple) is the source of this 1518-nucleotide messenger RNA. RefSeq lists its product as uncharacterized. Gene Ontology annotation, biological process: double-strand break repair via homologous recombination. Lineage: Eukaryota; Viridiplantae; Streptophyta; Magnoliopsida; Rosales; Rosaceae. Gene Ontology annotation, cellular component: Slx1-Slx4 complex. Gene Ontology annotation, molecular function: 5'-flap endonuclease activity; crossover junction DNA endonuclease activity. The record is from RefSeq and is a predicted model, not a curated record.
UUGCGAAUAAAGGAACAGCAAGCCACGUGGUAAAAACUUGGUUUCUCUUUCAGCACCACCGACAGAUCGCGACCGUCGAAUGGCGAGGUUUUCAAACAGUCAAAAGGGUAAAAUAUUCCAACGGUCGAAUCGUAUUCAUUCCCAUUUCAAUGUACCUCUCUGUGUAACGCUGUCUGCUUGUGAGAGAGAGCGUAUGAAAGAUGAGGCAGAAGAAAAAGGCAGGAUCAGAAAUCCCAGAAACCCUAACGGCGAUGGCAGCAGUAGAAGAAGAAGGAGAAGGUCGAUUCUUUGCUUGCUAUCUGUUGAGCUCUCGCAGCCCUCGCUACAAAGGCCACACUUAUAUUGGAUUCACUGUGAAUCCGCGGCGGCGAAUAAGGCAGCACAACGGAGAAAUAUCGCAAGGAGCUUGGAGAACGAAGCGAAAGCGGCCUUGGGAGAUGGUUUUGUGCAUCUAUGGUUUCCCAACAAACGUUUCUGCUCUCCAGUUUGAAUGGGCCUGGCAGAAUCCAACUGUAUCAAAGGCAGUUAGGCAGGCUGCUGCAAGCUUUAAAACCCUUGGAGGACUUGUCAGCAAGAUCAAGCUUGCAUACACAAUGCUCACUCUUCCGCCUUGGCACAGCUUGAACCUCACUGUGAACUUCUUUUCAAGCCAGUACAUCAAGCAUUCUACUGGCUGUCCACACCUGCCGGAGCAGAUGAAGGUCAAAGUUUGUUCCAUGGAUGAUCUUCCUUCCUCAACCAAACUAUCUGAUGACAUUUUCGAAAAUGAAGAUGAUUGGUGCAAUGAAAGGGAAUGUGACGAAGAUAUGUGUACCAGUAGUUCACCACAGGAAGACACAUUAUCAGACAUCAUGGUUCAUAAUUCACCAGGCGAUCAGCAAAAUGAUAUCGGCAAUAAAGUUGGAAAUUAUGAGUGCUACAAUGAAAAAGAAUGCGAUGAAUUCUUGAAUGAUAGCACACUACAGGAAGAAACAUUAUCAGAUUUUAUAGUUCAUAAUUCAGAAGACGAUCAGCAGGAUGAUCCAGGAAAGACAAUUAACGACGUAUAUGGAGACAGUCAAGAAGUAAGAGAAGAUUUCACAGAGCAGUUUGGUUUUAUAACAUCACCGGUGAGAAUUCCAUCUUCGAAUGUGGCUGCCAGUACCACAUCUUCUGAUGACUGUAGCGUUGAAUUGAGGCAUCCUGUAAGGGAACAAUUGACAACUACAGUUACAGACGAUGAUCAGUCACCGGGCAAAAGCUAUCUCAGGCCUUGUGGAGGCGAGAUAAUAGAUUUGACAACUCCAGCUCCCCAAUGCAGAGGCGGUUUAUGCGGGAAAAAGAGCAGAGUUACUAGUGCUUAUCCUCAGAUUAUUGACUUGACUAUGUCUCCAAAUUUCAUCCAGUUGUAGUGAUUGUUGAUCUUGUGGUUUGGUUGAAUAAUUUAGAGAAAUUAUUGUCAUCUUUGCCUGAUGGCAUAUUAUUGUAAUACUUCUGUUCUUACAGUUCUUACUGGAAUAAAAAUCUUCUUUUUACCGA